Molecule: messenger RNA, 3827 nt
Organism: Bacillus rossius redtenbacheri
Lineage: Eukaryota; Metazoa; Arthropoda; Insecta; Phasmatodea; Bacillidae
Product: gastrula zinc finger protein XlCGF57.1-like
Exons: 5
Coding region: 773-2647 (624 amino acids)
Biological process (GO): regulation of transcription by RNA polymerase II
Cellular component (GO): nucleus
Molecular function (GO): RNA polymerase II transcription regulatory region sequence-specific DNA binding; DNA-binding transcription factor activity, RNA polymerase II-specific
Source: RefSeq, a predicted model, not a curated record
UAAGCAUAUCAAUUUGUGUGGAUACUACUUAAUAUUGCGUGCACUGUAGAAUUGAUUAACUAUUCGUUGUUUGGAUGCCGUAUUUCGUGGUGUUAUAGAUGUUUGCAGCUGUUAUUGAUAUAUUACGUGUCUAAGGACCCUAUUGCUUACCCUCGUUCAGUUUCCAAUUAAAUGUAUUAACCGAUGGUGUUGUAUUUCAUAUUAUUGCAAAUAAUUAUAAACACAGGGUACUUUAAAUUAUUUUCUUUUGAAAUGAAUGUUUUGUAUGGAUUUAUCUCAAUUAAAUGUUAAUAAACAUAGAGGAUAAUUGGUGUAGAUCAUGGUAAUAAAGAGAUGUUCUUGAACUCCCUGAAAAAAAAUGUACCUAUAGUUAAAAUGGUAAAUAUUUAGAGUCGCGGUAUAUGCGGAAAAAAAAUGCUAAAAAUCCGAAAAUACUUUUAUUCUAUGCUCUUUCACUUCCUCUUUUCAAAUCAACCGGCGGAGAUAAGAAAUUCCAAAUACUUUAGGAGAUAUUGAAUUUUUUAAUUUUCAUCACAAUACCUGUGUAUUCAUGCGGCGCUCACAAUUGUUUCUUGUUUACGAGUAUCUAUUAUGUUUCUUAUUGGACAAUUUUGUCACAUGACAGUUCCGUGAUUGGCCAGUAUUCAAAUGAACCAAUACGUGAUUAUUUAUUUAUUUAUUCCUGUUCCAUCGGAGGUAUCGCGACGUAGGUGAACGAUUACAUCAUUUCCUUCUAAUAGCAAAGGAAAUGUACCCGCCUCCAACUUAGGUAAUGGAUUGGUGGAGUAAAGAUGUUUUCGGCAAUGAGUGCUGGAGUAGAAGCCUCGACACAUCAGGCAUAGCUGUCAACCCAACUAUAAAACAAGAAAGUGAUGAACAGGUGGAAGAUAAUUACAACUAUGACUUCGAAAGCAGUGUUGAGAAAGACUGCAGCCAUGAAGAUGACAGUGAUGACGUAGAUGUCUAUAGUCGUGAAAAAACAAGUGUUGAGUGUGUCAAUGUUCUCAGAUCUGAUGUCGCCAUGACUUCUUGUGAUAAUACGUUUCCUAGCACUAAAGCGGAGGUAGCUGAGGAACAUAUAAAAGAGGAAUAUGAGGACGUAUUCAUUAGUGAAGAUCAAAUUGUGUGUGGAUUAUCAGAAGAAAGUAACAUCUUUCUAGCAGUCCAAGAAGAGAGAAGUGACACCAUCAAAACUGACUGUGUGACAAAUUUGGAUACAUCAAAAAGUUCCUCUAUUUGCCCAGGAUCUAAUGCAUAUGUACAAUUAAGAAGUUACUUGGAUUCAAAAAUGUCCAACCAGUACAGUAAUCAAACAAGAAUAAUUUAUGAAGAUUGUUAUCCAAAUGAAGAAAGUAAUAACAUUCAAAACCAUUGCCCAACUAAAAAUAUAAGUUCCUUUAAUUUUACAUGUUCUGCUAAAAGGGGUUUGACUAAUCAAGCUGUUUUAAAGCAUUUUGAGUGUUACAUAUGUAAAGCUCGUUUUCAUAAUAUUGUCACCUUGAAACAACAUAUUAUUACCCAUAGGACUGAAGAAGGGACAUUUAAUUUUGAACCUGAAAAGUUUUCUAGUAUUCUAAGAGAACACACAUACGUUCAUGACACUGGGAAACCAUUUUCCUGUUCAGUAUGUGGUGUAAAAUUGUCUCACAAAGGUUCCUUGGUUGAACACAUGCGCAUACACACGGGUGAAAAACCAUUUUCAUGUUCUGCAUGCAGUGCAAAAUUUUCCAAAAAACGUACUUUGAUUAAUCACGUACGCAUACACACGGGUGAGAAACCAUUUUCGUGUUCAAUAUGCAGUGAAAAAUUUACUCGGAAAAAUUCCUUGAAUGCACACAUACGCAGACACACGGGUGAGAAACCAUUUUCAUGUUCAGUAUGCAGUGAAACAUUUUCUAAGAAAUAUUCCUUGGUUGAACACAUACGCAUACAUACAGGUGAGAAACCAUUUUCCUGUUCAAUAUGUGGUGAAGAAUUUUCUCACAAACGUCACUUUAGUUCACAUUUGGGUAAACACACAAAUGAUAAAUCAUUUUUCUGUUCAGUAUGCAAUGUAAAUUAUUCUUCGAAACAUUCUUUGGAUAGACACAUAUUAACACACACAGGAGAAAAACCAUUUUCAUGUUCAGUAUGCAGUGCAAAAUUUUCUCAGAAAGGUUCCUUGGUUGAUCAUACACGCAUACAUACGGGUGAGAAACCAUUUUCAUGUUCAGUUUGCCGUGAAAAAUUUUCUAAGAAAUAUUCCUUGUUUGAACACAUGCGCAUACACACGGGUGAGAAACCAUUUUCAUGUUCAGUAUGCAGUGCAAAAUUUUCUCAUAAAAGUUAUAUAAAUUCACAUAUGCGUACACACACGGGUGAGAAACCAUUUUCAUGUUCAGAAUGUGGUGCAAAAUUUUCUUUUAAAACUUCUUUAAUUUCUCAUAUACGUGUACACACAGGAGAGAGACCAUUUUCAUGUUCAGUAUGCAGUGCAAAAUUUUCUCAGAAAAGUAGCUUGGUUAAUCACACUUUCAAACAUACAGGUGAGAGACCAUUUUCAUGUUCACUAUGUAAUGCAAAGUAUUCUUAUAAAAGUUCUUUAAUUAUUCAUAUGCAUACACACAGGGUAAUUGGGAAGGUGGCAAGGGGGGCUGGAAUACCAUAGGUCCGGAUAUUAAGGUGUCCUGGGAAACAGAGAGACCUGAUCACGUUUGAAGACUUACAACGCGUCAGUUUAACCUGAUAUUAUGAAUAAAUUUACAUGUCUGUAAAACUUAAAUAAUGGUAUAUGCACAAUUCACAUUUACAGUCAUGACCACAGUAGCUUUAUGCAAGCAAAAUCCCCUGGUUAAAAGUUAUGAAUAAAAGAAAAUAAAUAAAUAAAAUUACUUAUAAAACCUUAUUUAAUAAAGUUCAUUUGGCAAAAUAUGGCAAAAUGACAUUAAAAUACUAAUAACUAAGUUAUUGGCCGUAGGGGAACCUACACCGCAAACACAAAUAUAUAAGAGCAGACUUGAAAUUCGUUGCUACUUACUAUUUUAUUUUAUUUAAAAAUCCAUUCACAUAAAAUGUAGUGUGCUAAAAUUUUCAGGAAAUAAUCAAUAAAAAAAAACAUAAAUCAGGUGCUCAUUAGCUGAAACAAAAUCAUAUAUAAUUAAAGGCUAACACAGAUCAGAAGAAUUUUUAGAAUAUUGGUUUUGUGAUAUCUAGGAAAUAAUGCAAAUGAAAAUUUAAAAAAAAAUGUGGUGCCAAUAAAUUAGUUAGGAUUCCUCGUUGUUCUCAAGAUUUGAAGUCGUCAUUGUGUAGAUUUGUUUGGACUCCAACAUGAAAUGUCAAAUUGGCUACCAGAUUUGACAGAUAAGAUAUCUCCAAAAAUCAUUAAAGACAUCAUUGAAGUUUAUAACUUUAAGAUUGAGGUUCAAGUUUGACAUUGAUUACAUAAUAUCUAUGACACUGAUCAAUAAAAAUUUCAUUCAAAAAACACAUUAAAAAAGUCUUGAAAAAAAUAAAAGUGAUUCUAAUUUUUUUGGAAACAGGUUUUGAAGUGUUUACUCCUGUUUUCUCAGGGAAUGUACCUGCUGUUAUUCAGAGGAACUGCCAAAUAAUAUGGGGAUUCAAACAAUGGCAAAUUUUAGGAUUUAUUGAACUUGAGACCCUUGUUAUUGUGACAGUGUCUGUCAGUUCAAAUGUUGGUUGCCAAAAUCUGUGAUGCUGCACUUUGUUGGCCAAAAAUCUGUGUGUAAGAUUGGUGAAUUUAUGUAUUACACUAUGGAGUAGUAUUAGAAUUAUGUUUGUCUUUAACCAUGUAUAUUAUAUGGAUGAAAAUUAAAAAUUCUUAUGAUGUC